GUGCGCUAUGAAAGUAAACUGAGGUGUACUCUGGGCUUCACUUUCUCCUAUCACAGCACAGAUCCCCAGGUAAUCUCCAAACGAUCUGUAUGUAAGUCUCUCCAGCAGCGUCGAGCUUUUCCGAUCAAGAUGAUUUUUCAGAUGGUCUAAAAGCCUGACUGCUUUAAGUCAUGGAAUCGCAGGGAGGCACGGAUGAUCCCACUGCGGACGAGAGGGGCGUCCCGCUGGAUAUCGAUGAUGUCCACAUGCUUCUGCAAGUGGAACAGGAGCAGGUUCAGAAGAGGACAUUCACUAACUGGAUCAAUGCUCAGCUUUUGAAGGGGAGCUCUCCCUCUUUGGUGCAGGACUUAUUUUCCGAUCUCCGUGAUGGAACUCGACUACUGGACCUUCUGGAGGUCAUGAGUGGCCAGCGCUUGAAACGAGAAAAAGGCCAUGGAGUUUUUCAGCAGAGGGGAAAUGUAGAAACAGCUUUAAACUUCUUAAAAAAUAAAUCAAUUAAGCUGGUGAAUAUAAACAUCCCUGAUAUCAUUGAAGGGAAACCUUCCAUUAUUUUAGGCCUCAUAUGGACUAUUAUUUUACGCUGUCAUAUAACAGAGUUGGCGGGCACUCUGUCCUUUGGGUCCCGUUCCUCAUCUCUGGAUUCGUUGUCCAGUUUGGAUUCGGCUCCUGGAACCCCUGUUCGAGGCAGCCCUGUACCACGGGGAGCGUCACCCCUCCACACACGCUUUCGCCUGUCUGCUAAAAAGGCUCUGCUUCUGUGGGUGCAAGACCAGUGCAAGAAAGUGGGCUCCUCAGUCAGUGUAAAAGAUUUUAAGUCGAGCUGGAGGAGUGGUGUUGCAUUCCAUGCUAUUCUCUGCUCCUUAAGGCCAGAUCUGGUGGAUAUCUCCCUAACUGAGACGAGGAACAACUUCGAAAACUUGGAGGAGGCAUUCCGGAUAGCUCAGCAGGAGCUAGGAAUACCAAGACUGCUUGAACCUGAGGAUAUUGAUGUCAAUCACCCAGAUGAGAAGUCCAUAAUGACAUACGUAGCCCAGUUCUUGCAGUAUUCAAAUGAUAUGCCCUCAGUUGAUGAUGAUCUUGAGCUGCAAACUCUUGUUUUUCCUACAUGCUUUUCUCCUGUCAACCUCCCCACCUACUACACACCUGCGGUUCUGGCUUCCUCUUUGCAUCAGGCAUCACCCAGUCAGAAGGUGAGAGAGAUGACCUGUUGGCUUCAGAGAGCCUAUCAGGAACUGUUGGAUGUGUGGUCCUUCACAGAGAGAGAGGGUUAUAGCAGUCGGUACCAGGCAUUCCAGACCUUUGUGGGGUCGUUUAAUGAGCAAAAGCGUUCGGUCAUUCCAAUGCUGAGUGCAAUUAAACGUAGCACCAAACUCAGUGAGGAGCAGAUUGCCCUAAGAGAGGCUUGGGACAAUAUGGAGGACAGGUUGCAGAAAUAUAGAACUGAGAUGGAUGCAGCUUUGCCUGCUCCUUUACACAAUUUGGCUCUGUGGCUACAGAGAAUGGAGGCAGUGUUGGUCGAUGAGCAGGGUAACUCUGAUGACCACGCAAGUGCUGCCCGAAAUGCCAGAGACAAGCAAGAGCAGCUCAAGGCACUGAUGGUGGACAUGAGUGGCCACUUGGAUACACUUCAUCUUUUACAAAACAUAGAUGAUGAUGGUUCCUCUCAGAUUCCUGCUGAAAAACUUGAUGAACUAAAAAGACGUUUCACCCAUGCCAGAGUGACAGCAAAGUACCAUGGCAUCAAGUUGGAGUAUUGGGAGCACUGGCACCAUGUCUGUGAACUUUUAAGCCGUCUUAAAAGAAAGCUGAAUGCCUGGAGAGGACCGUAUGGCUCUGAGGAAUGUGUACUCUACAUGCUGCAGGACUGGGAUGACACCAUAGAGAAGCAAGGCCUGGGGUCCAUAUUAAAAGCAGCACUCCACAAGCUGAAAGAGACUGCCAGUACUUACACCAGCAAGGCAACCCUGUCAGAGGACUCUGGGACAGUAAACAGACAGGUGAAGGAGGCUGAGAGUGAAGCAGCAAUCUGCACAGAAGAAGCAGACACUUUAAGGGGCACUAUGGACCGUGUGCUGGUGUCGUGGGAGUCAUACAAACACUGCUUACACUCUCUACAAGUUUUCUUGGGACAGUCACAGUCAGGGAACAAGGUCACUGAUAGGCUGUCAGAAUGGAGCACUCUGCAGGCACAGAUGAAUGAAACAGGAAACUUUUUGAUUGAGGUUACUGACAGCGCCACCAGCUCCUCUCUAGCAAGUGAACUUGGUAAACUCAACAGAAAAUGGGCAGACUUCAUCAAGCAGACCAAGUUUGCGGUGCCGUCGCAGCAGGUUAGCAGCAAAGCUCCAUGUGCUCAGACUGUGCAACGCCUGGUGCAGGAAGCAGGCUGGACACUAAGAGAGGCAUUAGAGGUGUCUACUGAAGCACUGCAUUCAUACAGAAAAAGACUGCGGGCCAUGGUAAAGAAAACUUCAGAUGUAGACCUGGACCUAUUAUUUCCAUCUCCAGGAUUUAGCAAAGAGAUGCUAAAGAAGCUGGAGCACACACUUCCAGAGAUGAGGCAGGCUCUGUCCGAGGCAGAGCAGGCAUGUGAGGAGCUGCAGAGGACAGCAUCUCAGCUGGAGGGUAAGCUUGCUGAAUUGGGUCUUUGGAGCACUGAGGCCAUGGACGUUUGCCAACAAGUUACGAGCCAACCUGCAUCUCACCCUAAAGCCAAAUUGCUGAUUAGCAGAGGGAUGCAGCUGGAGUCACAGAUGAUGAUGGAAGGACAGCAUCUGCAAGCUGUCCUGGAAAAACUGCAAAAGAACUCCUCCCUGCCCUUUUUCAGUGUGCGUGCCCUACAGGGCAGAGUGACACACACAGCCAAAAACGCAAAGGAGAUAAUUGAGAUGCUUACUUCUGGAAGCAUGAAACGUGAGGGAGAGGCUCAAGCUGAUCAACCACCUCCAAAAGUUAUUGUCCAUGCUUACAAUGUACAACAGCCCCAAGCUGGAACCUUUCAGGAAUUUGAAACGCUUUCCUCCAAAUCUAAGAAGCCCUCUCAGAAGAGACUAACACAAUCUCAGCACCAACAAAGCCCUGGCUAUUCCCAGCAGACAGCCAAAACUGGCAUUAAAUCCCUAGUGCUUUCUCAGGCUGAUCCUCAGUAUAAUCCACAUGAUCGGCCUAGUGUCCCAGAGAGAGCUGAAGACAUAGAUGUCAUACAGAGCCAAGCUUUUCUGCCAUUUCCCCAGGAAAGAAGAUGCAAAUGGAGCUCCAACCUGGGAAACAGGAAAUAA
Messenger RNA from Silurus meridionalis, 3278 nucleotides. It is a transcript of the gene syne2a, whose product is annotated as spectrin repeat containing, nuclear envelope 2a. The transcript has 23 exons. Bases 171 to 3278 code for a protein of 1035 amino acids. Lineage: Eukaryota; Metazoa; Chordata; Actinopteri; Siluriformes; Siluridae. The record is from RefSeq and is a predicted model, not a curated record. Gene Ontology annotation, cellular component: nuclear outer membrane; cytoplasm; meiotic nuclear membrane microtubule tethering complex. Gene Ontology annotation, biological process: nuclear migration. Gene Ontology annotation, molecular function: actin filament binding.